UACAAUUAAAAAUGUUACUCUAUCUUUAAGAUAUAAAACUGCUUUGAUUGAAAAAUUAAUUCCCAAUAUAUUCAACGUUUUGCAUCAAGUUCUUUGAAUGAAACUUCUUUUGCACAAUCUAUAUGUCAUGCAUAUCUACAAAUAUCCAAUGAAUAAUUUAUGAAAAUCACUGCAAACCUCUUCGUAGUUUUCACUAUACGUUUGAUAAUUUCAAAGAAGUAAUUUUACUUGUUUUUAUAGUUUUCUUAUGCUAACAAUCAUGCAUAAUAUAAUAAUUUCAUAAAACAAUUGCUGAAUCUCACAUUAUUCUGUUGCAUUGUUGUUCUUUCAUCUUGUCAAAAUUUGUGAACUGAAUUUUAGGAUUUAGAACAUUAAUGAAAUCAAACGAGGAUGAAGAAAAGGAAUAUCAAUGCAAUGAAUGUGAAAAAAGAUUCAAGUAUAAACAUAUUUUGGAAAAUCAUAUCAGAAUUCAUACUAAAGAAAAACCGUUUGUUUGCAAUAUUUGCGGAAAACGAUUUUCACAGUCUGGAAUUUUAAUAAAUCACAGAAAACUACAUUCAGAAGAAGGAAAAUUUAAAUGCAAUUAUCAAAACUGCACGUACGAUACUAGAUAUAAAUGGAAUUUGCUAAGACACGUGAAAAAAACACAUUUAAAAGCAAAAUUAUCUCAAAAUGAAUCAAAAGAAAGAAAGUAUAGAUGUGACUCCUGUACAAAAAGUUUUAAACUUCCAUCUGAUUUAAAACAGCACAUGCUUUCUCAUUCAAAGGAACGUCAAUAUUCAUGCGAUAUUUGUAAAAGGAAGUUCAGAUAUAAAUUUAAUUUAAAUCAACACAAUAAACGCAAGCAUGCACAACAAGAAAAUGGAUCUUUCUCCAAAGAUAGCAUACAACAUGCUGAACAAGUGCAGGCUAAAUCGUUUCAAACACCAUCAACAAGUGCUCAAGCAACAGGGUUAAGUGAAUUCGAAGAAGUAGCUUCAAGAGAGAUUAUUUUUACACCAAGAGCUGAAGAAUUUCUUGAACACUUUGACAUCGAUUCAGAAAUUAUGCAAAUGGAAACAUUCCCACAGAUGGAACUCUUCUCAGAAACACUCGAUAUGAUAAGCCCUUACGAAAGCAUACAACAAGCUGAACAAGUGCAGGCUGAAUCGUUUCAAACACCAUCAACAAAUGCUCAAGCAACAGGGUUAAUUGAACUGGAAGCAGUUGCUCCAAGAGAAACUAUUUUUACACCAAGAGAAGUUGAAGAAUUCCUGGAACACUUUAACAUAGAUUCAGAAAUUAUGCAACUUGAAACAUCCUCACAAAUGGAACUGUUCUCACAUAUAGAAACAGAAGAUAAUAAAUUUGAAUGUCAAUUCUGUAAAGAACAAUUCUCUAACGAAAUUUCUCGAAAUGAACACGAAAGAAACUUUCAUCACUUUAAUUAAUUUUGACAAAUAUCGGAAGGUUGCGAAUGUUUUGUAUUUUAUAAUGGAAUCAAAAUUGAAUUAUCGAAAAAUUAUUCUUAGUUAGAGUAUAUUUAUAUGUAAAAAUACUGCGAAAAAUUUACGUUGAGUUUAAUUUAUUCUAAUAACUAUUUGAUAAAAAAA
Molecule: messenger RNA, 1592 nt
Organism: Centruroides sculpturatus (bark scorpion)
Lineage: Eukaryota; Metazoa; Arthropoda; Arachnida; Scorpiones; Buthidae
Product: zinc finger protein 184-like
Exons: 5
Coding region: 375-1430 (351 amino acids)
Biological process (GO): regulation of transcription by RNA polymerase II
Cellular component (GO): nucleus
Molecular function (GO): DNA-binding transcription activator activity, RNA polymerase II-specific; RNA polymerase II cis-regulatory region sequence-specific DNA binding
Source: RefSeq, a predicted model, not a curated record